AUGUCGAACAGACCAAUCUUCGUCGCUACCCAUCCACGGGCAUGCUCGACCGCCUUCGAGCGGGUCUUUAUGACCCAGCGUAAGACGCUACGAACAAUCCAUGAGCCUUUCGGCGAUGCAUUUUACUAUGGCACCGAACGGAUGGGUUCACGAUUUGAGAAUGACGAAGAAGCCCGCAAGAAGUCAGGCUUCGCAGAGUCAAAUUAUAAGACCAUUUUCGACCACAUUAUGGAAGCUGCUGAGGGUAAGCGUGUUCUGAUCAAGGACAUGGCUUACUACAUUGUCCCACCCGACCAGCAAGAGGCUCGCCUCGCGCCUUCUCUUCUCCAACUCAAGCGCGGCGUCGGAACCGAGGAAGACCUCAACGAGCAAGGCGGCCUGGGCCUUCGGUUCGGCCACGACUCCGGCGUGGACGUCAACGCUGCUGCCCCGAAGCCAUCCAAGAGUCCACCGUUUCCGUUCGAGACACGGUCGGAGCCUGGAAACCCGACGGUGAUACCGCGUGAGAUCCUGGAGCGCUUUCAUUUCACCUUUUUGAUCCGCCAUCCCAGGUCAUCGAUCCCGAGCUUCUACCGCUGCUGCGUCCCGCCGCUUCUGGAGAGGACCGGCUUUCACGACUUCAUGUCCGCCGAGGCCGGCUACGACGAGUUGAGGCGUUUGUUUGACUACUGCAAGGACACCGGGCUCGUUGGUCCAAAGGUGUGCAGUCCAGGAAACAGCGCGCCCGAGCAAACCAAUGGCCACGUAAAUGGAUCCAACAACAUUGAGAUCUGCGUGAUUGAUGCGGAUGAUCUACUGGACGAUCCUGAGGGUGUGCUCCGGAAAUACUGCCAAAGUAUCGGCAUCGAAUUCAGCCCACAGAUGCUUGUAUGGGAUGACGAAGAGGACCACAAAGUCGCGAAACAGGCUUUCGAAAAGUGGAAUGGCUGGCAUGAUGAUGCGCUUCAUUCGAAGGACCUGAAGCCCAGACAGCAUAAACACAAGAAGACGGAUGAGGAGCAAUAUAGCGACUGGGUGGAGCGGUACGGAAAGGAUGCCGCAGAGACGAUCAAAAAAUGUGUUGCGGAUAACGUCGCCACGUACGAAUACCUGAAGCAGUACGCUAUACAGGUAUGA
Messenger RNA from Baudoinia panamericana UAMH 10762, 1116 nucleotides. RefSeq lists its product as uncharacterized. NCBI's taxonomy places the organism in Eukaryota, Fungi, Ascomycota, Dothideomycetes, Mycosphaerellales, Teratosphaeriaceae. The record is from RefSeq and is a predicted model, not a curated record. The coding region runs from base 1 to 1116 and encodes 371 amino acids. The transcript is spliced from 4 exons.